CAAGCAGCUGGCAGUUCAGUUGUGUUUUGCUUUUGACAUCGACAUGACGCCGAUUUACUUGAUGCUAUUAUGUUCGUUCAUUGGAGCAACAUGGGCAUUUGGCGAUGAGGCCAUCUUCGAGGAUGAGGACAUUUAUAAUCAGGCAUUGCCGCCUGUGCCGCACACAGGCAUCACUGUGCCUGGCACAAAGUGGUGUGGCCCAGGAAAUACUGCAGCCAACUACGAGGACCUGGGACGUGAGGAGGAAACUGAUAGAUGUUGUCGUGCCCACGACCAUUGCGAGGAGAUAAUGGAGUCACAUGGCUCGCUGCAUGGACUGCCCAACAACACGGAUUGGUUUCCCAUUCUCAAGUGCAACUGCGAGCAGCAGUUUAUCAAUUGCCUGCAGGCUGUUAACACCAUGACUUCCAAUACUUUGGGUCGCAUCUACUAUGGAACGCGCAGCAAAUGCUUUGCUCUGGGCUUCCCCACCACCGGAUGCAAGCAGUACCAGGAGGGAACUUUCCGUAAGCGCUGUGUUCGUUACACUGUCAACAAGCAGGCGGCCAAAUUGUGGCAGUUAUAUGAUAUGCCAUUUUACACAAAUGCUGCGACACUAUUAAACAAAUCCUGACACGGGGAAUUGUAAUCACUAUAAUAGAGUAUAUACUUCGGAGUUUAUAAAUUUGAUUAAUUCAUAGAAUAUUUAAUGGAAGUGAAGUUCUAAAAUAUAUCCGGAAACCUUGAACCAUGAAUGUGCUACUUCAGCGAAUUAGAUUGCAUAUUUCUUAAUUAAUUUACAAUUCUCUGUAUGAAAUAUUUAUGUGUAAUAUUUUUUAGAAAUACCCACAUAAUGUUGUAAAGAAGUUUUGUUUCAUAAGUUUAGAACGACCUUCAGCUGUGGAUGUGAAUAAGGUACAUAUAAUGUACUUACUGUUGCGGUUAUUUGUGAUUUUGCGGUUACUUUUGAAAAUAUAAAUCAACAAGGAAUAAUAAA
Drosophila nasuta is the source of this 976-nucleotide messenger RNA. It is a transcript of the gene sPLA2, whose product is annotated as secretory Phospholipase A2. Gene Ontology annotation, biological process: arachidonate secretion; phospholipid metabolic process. The transcript is spliced from 2 exons. The coding region runs from base 44 to 613 and encodes 189 amino acids. The record is from RefSeq and is a predicted model, not a curated record. Lineage: Eukaryota; Metazoa; Arthropoda; Insecta; Diptera; Drosophilidae. Gene Ontology annotation, molecular function: A2-type glycerophospholipase activity.